CGUCAUGCGCUGAAGAUGGCAGACGGGGAAGGAGGAUGGUGGGGGGGCUGGCUGACACAAAGUUUACAGACCGUCAAAGACAAGUCAAAUGAGGCAUAUGAGUUCAUCAAACGGGAUCUGACUGAAUUCUCCAGCGUGGUGCAACAUGACACUGCAUGCUCCAUUGUCGCAACAGCUACCGCUGUUAAGAACAAACUGGCUGUUGAAAGCUCAUCAGAGGCCACGGAAAAGGUGAAGAAGGGCAUUUCCAAUAUUCUUGGUGUGAUCACAGAUACUUUGGCCCCUCCCCCAGACAAAACCAUCGACUGUGAUGUCAUCACGCUGGUAGCUACUCCCGCAGGCACAACUGAGGUGUAUGACAGCAGCAAGGCUCGAUUAUACAGUCUUCAAGCAGACCCUGCUACAUACUGCAAUGAACCUGAUGGCCCUCCACAUCAGUUUGAUGCCUGGCUGUCCAGUUUCAGUUUGGAAGAGAGGAAAGCGGAAAUCUCUGAGCUGUUGGUCAAUAUUCCUGCCAUCAGAGCUCUCUACACUAAAAUGGUGCCAGCAGCAGUGGCUCACUCUGAGUUCUGGCAGCGCUACUUCUAUAAAGUGUUCCAGUUGGAGCAGGAGGAGGCAAGGAGGGUGGCAUUGAAGCAGAGAGCAGAGCAAACCGCUCAUUCUGAGAGUCUGGGCUGGGAGGAAGAGGAUGAAGAAGGUGAGUUUCUCGGGGUCAGGUCUACAUCUCACUUAGAUUGCACCCCAACUUUUGAGGAGGCACGAGUCCCUGCUGUCACAAAAGAGACCACCCCUGAAAGCUCUUCCCCCCCUCAGGGGAUUGUCUCCCCCAGCAACUUAGCAUCUGACCUCACUCCCUCCGUGAGCAGUGAUAGCGUCAGCUUCCCCACACAGAUCGAGAAUCAAGCGGACCCCGUCACCAUCAAAGUGACCCAGACGCCACCUGCUGUGGAAGAGGUGGUCUCAUUUAAACUCUCAGAGGCCAGUCUACAGGACACGGCUGUCCCGGAGGAGAGACCAGCACAGCUUGAAGAGACCCCCAGAGAGGAAGUAGCUCAAGACCUCAGAGUGUUCGAGCUCAACUCAGACAGUGGCAAAAUAACACCCUCUAAUAAUGGCAAGAAAGGCUCGAGUACAGAUGUGAGUGAAGACUGGGAGAAGGAUUUUGAUCUGGACAUGACAGAGGAAGAAGUUCAGCUGGCUUUGUCAAAAAUAGACGCAACAGAAGAGUUGGUGGAUGAAGACUGGGAGAACUGGGAAUGAAAAUCUGGUGGAGGGAGUUCUGGCCUGAUAUUAAUUUGAGACGUUGCUGCUUCCAAAAUGAACCAUGCUUAAUGUAUUUAACUCCUAGUCUAUGGCCACGCCUGCUCAUUCAACCGGUUCAGUGAGUGGGGCCCACCUCCUCCAAAUAAAGUUCACAUCCAAGUUAAACCUCAGUGGUCCUUAGAAGGUGAUCUGUUCUAGAUCUGGCUGUCCUAAAUAUAGCUUGUGGUGAAACACUAAGACUGUUCUGAGAAAGCGAGUAUCUGUUAAUGAGGAGAGGUCAUCUUGCGAUACCAUUUGUACCUGCCAUAUGUACAUUUAUGUUUUUCUUCUUGGGGGAUUUCGGUAGAAAAAUGUUAAUUAACUGCCGGGACUUUUGAUUAGUUGUAAUCUAUCAAGAUGUUUAUUAAUUUUAGGAUUAGGAAAUAAUCCUUUACGUGAAAAUGUAUGUAAUUUAUGUUUAUUAUUUUUCCCCUGACAUAAAGGUAUUUGGCUUCUUUUUAAAGUUUGGUUCUCUUUAAAUACUAACGACUUUAAUCUUAUGCAAGUUAUUCUAGCAUUGAGAAUGAAAAUGGAGUGAGACUUCAUUCGUUCUGCUAAUGCUCCAUGGCCUUGAUCAAUGUUGUGUGGAAUGAAAAAAAAAACAUAAAAGUAAAAAAAGUCACUAUUUCACUAAAACAGCCUGUUGUUUCCUGUGCUAUCCAUUAAAUAUUCCCCUCAUUGUCUUUA
Molecule: messenger RNA, 1989 nt
Organism: Xyrauchen texanus (razorback sucker)
Lineage: Eukaryota; Metazoa; Chordata; Actinopteri; Cypriniformes; Catostomidae
Gene: bsdc1
Product: BSD domain containing 1
Exons: 11
Coding region: 16-1260 (414 amino acids)
Cellular component (GO): cytoplasm
Source: RefSeq, a predicted model, not a curated record